AUUUUUCAAUUUGAAUGAAUCAGUCAUACAAUAGUGCCGAUGUCAACAAUCUACUGAAUACUAUAUAAAAAUACGAUUCACCAUUUAAGUGAAUACGAAUCGUAAUAAUGAUUAGGAUGGCAAACAGCUUAUCAUUUGUCUUGUAUAUUGUUUUGAUGCUCAGCGCCUUAUUGUCAAUAGGCGUUGUAGCCAAGCCAUCUGGAGAUUCAACUUCAAAAACAGGUGUAGAAAACUACUUCAAUCUGAACACAGUUUCUCAGAUAACGAUCACUACUGAAAGCAUUUCCCCAACGACGGAACCUGUGGUUGGAACAAAAGGGAAUAGUGAAAAUGAUUUGGAUGACAAUAAAAUCACAAAUACGGAUGUCAAAAACGAUUUCCUUAAGUCUUAUGCCACCAAGAUGUUGAGCUAUAUGAAUCACACCGUGAUGCCAUGUGACGAUUUCUAUGAGUACGCUUGUGGAAACUGGAAGAAUGUGAAACCGGAAAAGCAAACCAAUAUUAAAGAAAGCAAUUUAAUGGAAAUUGUCUAUACCCUGGCCGAUAUAAGCGAACAGCUGCUGCUAUCAGAGACACAGCUUGCAACCGACUUGGGCUAUGGAAAUGAGAUGCAGAUUGCACAACAAUUUUAUAACGCGUGCUUAAACGCUGAGCUCUAUCCGCUUCCAGCAGCUGACCCCGCUUAUCUGAAGCUUAUCAGGUCGAUUGGCGGAUUUCCCGCUAUAGACGGGGAAGCAUGGCAAGCCUCGAAUUUCAGCUGGUUCAACAUGAGCGCUCAUUUGACGAACUACGGAAGCAUGAGUCUGAUCUAUGAAGAUAUUAUUGGGGUGCAUCCAUUUCAACCGUAUUUCAAGCUGCCCGAGCUGGGUUUCGACUUUAUCGUUCACAGCGACAACAUCGCCACCAAUGAUACCAAAGGAUACAAGCGCAACGAGAAGCGCAUGCACGAAUAUCUGACGGCCAAUGGAUUAUCCGAGGAAAAGACAGCCGAUGUGAUAGCUGGAGUGUUUGCCUUUUGGCGUGAAGCGUUGCAGGUUGCAGAUCGUUUUAAUGAAAAUGAUGAAAAAUGUGAAGAACUUACCAGAACUGAAAGCUUGAAGUUGUUUUCGGGUUGGAAAGAUUACUAUGAUAUCGUCUGGGGAGGAAUGGAGCAUUUCGGUGUUUAUCCACCUGAACACUUCUGCGACUUCUAUUACAUUGAACUGGAUAAAGUGUGCGACAAGCACAAAGAAGCCGUUGCCAAUUAUCUGGCCAUGAAGCUGUUGUUUACUAUGGAUUCCAAAUUGAAAUCAACCAAGUUUCAGCGCGAAAGUUGUCUACUGGAAGUGCAGUCUUCAGUGCCGUAUCUGUUGGAUAAACUUUACUAUACGAAAUAUUUUACCAAAGAAACCCAAUCGGAUAUCUUAGAGAUAAUGAAGGAAUUGCGUGAGUUUCUGCAUGAAGUUCUCAAUAAUGCAACAUGGAUCGAUGAAGAGACUCGCAAGGAGGCAUUGUUAAAAGAGUCAACAAUGACAUCACGUAUGGGUUCGUUUAAGGAUGAGCACCUAACGCAGCUUCUCAUACGCGAAAUGAACAAUCUCACCUUUGUGCCAGACAGUUACACGCAAAGCAUCAUCAAUUUAAGGAAAUUCCGCAGAUAUAUGAAGCGCUAUAAUUCUAUACAUUACAAGCAGCUGUCAAACGAAACAAAACCGUUGGAACUGUUGCUGGGUAUGCAAGUGAAUGCAUUCUACUACAUCGUGGACAAUUCGAUUAAUGUAAUGUCCGGGGUGCUACAUCCGCCAGCCUAUCAUCAUGAUUGGCCCAAUUCGCUAAAGUAUGGGACAUUUGGUUAUUUGGUUGGCCACGAACUGUCUCAUGCUUUCGAUAGCGAUGGUUCCCGCAUUGAUAGCAAGGGCGAAGUACGAAACUGGUGGAGCAAAAUGUUCUCUGACGAGUUCAAUAAUCGCCGUCAAUGUUUUAUAGAUCAAUACGGCAAAUAUCACGUGCCUCAGAUCAAUCGUACUAUCGACGGUGAUAAAACGAAGGAUGAGAAUAUGGCCGACAUUGGUGGACUAUAUGAGGCAAUAAAUGCCUAUCGUCUUCACACGAAGCAUCAGAAGCAGCUCCAUGAACAAGAUGUGUCUUAUGACAUGCCAAACGAACAAAUGCCUGGUAUGGACUUGUCACCAGAGCAGCUCUUUUUUCUGGGUUUUGGUCAGAUGUUUUGUGCCGACUACAAGGAGGAGCAUUAUUGGAAAGAACUGACCGAUGAGCAUACCAUUGACAAGUUUCGUAUAAUUGGCGCUCUCAGUAACAGCGAGGACUUUGCCAAGGCAUACAAUUGUCCAGUCGGUAGCCCAAUGAAUCCCAACACAAAAUGUCAUAUCUGGUGAAUAUUUCAGAGAUUCCAAAGCAGAUGCCGACAUUUUACCAUAAACAACAUGAGUUGGUUGACUUCGGGUAUUUGCAGAAAGCAAGUCUAUUUAAUAAUGAUGAUUUCGAAAACGAAAUUUGUGCUAUGAUUCUGAAAUUUGGAAUAAAAUACUUUUUAGUUUUUAAUUUAAAAGGCGUUUAUUCAACAGCUAGUUGUGACAAUUCAAACAAGUAAGAAAGCUACAGUCGAGUGUACUCGACUGUGAGGUACCCGCUACCCAUUUUGAAUAAAAUACCGCAUUCAAAAUAUUCCAUAGACGGCACAAUAUACCAGAUUG
Molecule: messenger RNA, 2693 nt
Organism: Drosophila albomicans
Lineage: Eukaryota; Metazoa; Arthropoda; Insecta; Diptera; Drosophilidae
Product: neprilysin-2-like
Exons: 2
Coding region: 108-2375 (755 amino acids)
Biological process (GO): protein processing
Cellular component (GO): plasma membrane
Molecular function (GO): metalloendopeptidase activity
Source: RefSeq, a predicted model, not a curated record